AUGGAGUUAUUGAGGAAUUUGAGAUCUGGGAUUGUUGUUUUGGUUGAAGAAGAUAUGGGUAGCUCUGGGGAGAGAGUUGUUGCUGUCAUCAUGGUUGGUGGACCUACUAAAGGUACUAGAUUCAGGCCAUUGUCAUUGAAUAUUCCAAAGCCUCUUUUCCCUUUAGCUGGACAACCAAUGGUUCACCAUCCAAUCUCUGCUUGUAAAAGGAUUCCAAACUUGGCACAGAUUUAUCUUGUUGGUUUCUACGAGGAACGAGAGUUUGCUUUGUAUGUUUCCUCAAUCUCCAAUGAGCUGAAAGUUCCUGUAAGAUAUUUACGGGAAGACAAGCCACAUGGUUCUGCUGGUGGGCUUUAUAACUUCAGAGAUCUAAUCAUGGAAGACAGCCCGGUGCUAGCAUUUUUUGGAGAUACAGAUGGAUGUCUUUUUUCCACUCCCAGAAAUGCUUGCAGAAGCACUAAUUGCCGUAUUUCACCUACAAUGUUUGCAGAGGCCCACAGAACAUAUGGUGGGAUGGGAACUAUCCUCGUAAUCAAGGUCUCUGCUGAGUCAGCCAGCCAGUUUGGGGAAUUGGUAGCUGAUCCUGACACCAAUGAGUUGUUGCAUUAUACAGAGAAGCCCGAAACUUUUGUAAGUGACCGGAUAAAUUGCGGUGUUUAUGUGUUUACACCAGAAAUAUUCACAGCCAUCCAGGAUGUUUCUUCUCAACGGAAAGACAGAGCCAAUCUGAGACGAGUUUCCAGCUUCGAAGCCCUCCAAUCAGCUACAAGGUAUGUCCUCACUCAUGAGCAUUACUCCAUUACUGAACACGCCCCAAUAUUUACCACGACUUCCUGCCCUGAUGCAAGUUCCCUUAACAGGAGUCUUCCAACAGAUUUUGUAAGAUUGGAUCAGGAUAUCCUGUCACCCCUUGCAGGAAAAAAGCAGCUAUAUACAUAUGAGACCAUGGACUUCUGGGAACAAAUUAAAACUCCUGGGUAG
Dovyalis caffra is the source of this 981-nucleotide messenger RNA. The record is from the annotation of a GenBank genome assembly. Lineage: Eukaryota; Viridiplantae; Streptophyta; Magnoliopsida; Malpighiales; Salicaceae.